Caenorhabditis briggsae is the source of this 810-nucleotide messenger RNA. RefSeq names its product Protein CBR-GRL-13 (gene Cbr-grl-13). The transcript is spliced from 5 exons. NCBI's taxonomy places the organism in Eukaryota, Metazoa, Nematoda, Chromadorea, Rhabditida, Rhabditidae. The record is from RefSeq and is a predicted model, not a curated record. The coding region runs from base 1 to 810 and encodes 269 amino acids.
AUGGUGCAUAUUCUGUUGCUAUCCAUGACAACGAUUGGAAUAUCUCAAGGAUUAUUUUUUGGUGGAGGUGGAGGAUGUGGGUGUCGACCACAGACGUGUGGAUGUGCUGCUCCGUUGCCGGUAGCGAGGAGUUAUUGUCCGCCAACUCCAUGUGGUCCCCGCCCAUUUCCCGUCUACCCAUCCUACCAACCAGUAUCCUUUCGUCCACCACCUCCAACUCUCAUCCAACAACCUUACUACGCUCAACCCCAACAAAUACCAGUCCCAAUUCAAGCCCAAUUCCACAACUCCUAUCAGCAAACUCCAGUUUUCACAAGUAGCUACAAUGCCCCAUUCAACAACAAUCAACUACCAUCUUACAUCAAUUCCCCAACUCAAAACGCGCCGAUUCAAGUGACGUCUGCUAAAGAAACCACCGCCGACUCAUUCGAUACAGUAAUCCAGAAAAGCCGCACCGACACUUCGCCAGCAAAAAACGACUUGGAUGUUGAUAAUGCCCUAUCCAACUUCGAGACUUCUCUUCAAGCCUACAAAUCCAUGAACGGUAUCCGUGGAAUUCGUCGUGCUCAGGGAGCAAAAAUCGAAAAGCCAGAGAAAUGCUCAAGUACGCGACUCCAGCAGAUCAUGGAAGAGUCAAUGUCGUCUAGCGUAUCAGUGUCAAAGCUGAAAAUCUCGCAGGGAGCCAAAAAAGAGUUUGGCUACAAUUUCGAUGUGGUCUGCAGCCAAUUCGACUUCUCGUAUCUGAUCUCUUCGAACAUUUUCUGCCGCGUCGAGCUGGAUGGACAAAUUUGUUUGGCUUAUGAGAAUUGA